CACACACACACACACACACACAGUAUAUAAACCAGAGACUCGCAAAUGAAAUCUUCCAACAACAACAACAAAAAAGAAUGGACACUUUGGACACCAGAAGGAUAAAUGGGUGAUUUGUCAAUCGAGAGACGCCGUUGUUGUGUUUUUCUGAUAGAUCCUCUAAGGAGGUGUGUUUGAGGACAUUUUGCGGUUUCUUUUGGCACACCGAUGCCGGUGCUUCUGUAUGUCCAGCUUUAACACUUGCUGAUCCAGCGGACUCGAUUAUGUUCAUUGUGCCUUUAUCUACUUUUGGAAUAUCUGGAGAACUCUAACGCGACGCACACGCAUACAUUUACGCACACGCACACGCAUACCCUCACGCACACGCACACGCAUACCCUCACGCACACGUACGCGCGCGGCGUCAUGAAGUUCAAACCCAACCAGACGAGAACGUACGACGGUGAAGGCUUCAAGCAGCGAGCGGCGUGUCUGUGUUUCAGAAACGAGCGAGAGGACGAGGUGUUGCUGGUGAGCAGCAGUCGUCAUCCGGAUCAGUGGAUCGUCCCGGGGGGAGGAAUGGAGCCGGAGGAAGAGCCGUGUGGCGCAGCAGUGAGGGAGGUUUAUGAAGAGGCUGGAGUGAAGGGGAAACUGGGUCGACUCCUAGGUGUGUUUGAGCAUAAUCAGGACAGGAAGCAUCGCACCUACGUGUAUGUCCUGACCGUGACUGAGACUCUGGAAGCAUGGGAAGACUCGGUCAAUAUCGGUCGAAAGCGAGAGUGGUUCCCGGUGGAGGAGGCGAUAAAGAUCCUGCAGAACCACAAACCUGUUCAUGCAGAAUAUCUGAGGCACCUUCAGCUCAGCUGCUCCACCACCAACAAUGGCAACAUACUACUGCCUCCUCCACCUCCCAACGACAACACAACCCGCGCUGCUGCAUGCAGAUAGGACUGCCCACUCACUCACUCUUGUUUUUUUUUUUCUUUCUUUCUUUCUUUUUUCCCCCACACAUGCAUUCCCUCCAGGCUGUAAUCUCCCUGGAUCCCUGGAUCGGCUGAUUUUUAAAAACUGCUUUUGGUGCAAGGACUUUGUUACAAAUGCCUUAAAAAGGACUUUUUUUUUUUUUUUUUUUUUUUUUACCAUGCAGUUUGUUGUUUCUUUUAGGAUUUUUCUCUCACCUGCUUUAAUUAUGUCUAUUGCCACGGCUACGACUCGUGCUCUGCGUCUGUCAGCUUUGCAGACUGAAUUACCUCAACUACCCAGAUGCCCCCUGCAUAUACUGGGGAUAAUGAAACUGUUCUUUGGAACUGGUGCC
Tachysurus vachellii is the source of this 1294-nucleotide messenger RNA. RefSeq names its product nudix (nucleoside diphosphate linked moiety X)-type motif 4b (gene nudt4b). Gene Ontology annotation, biological process: diphosphoinositol polyphosphate metabolic process; adenosine 5'-(hexahydrogen pentaphosphate) catabolic process; diadenosine hexaphosphate catabolic process. Gene Ontology annotation, cellular component: nucleus; cytoplasm. The record is from RefSeq and is a predicted model, not a curated record. Lineage: Eukaryota; Metazoa; Chordata; Actinopteri; Siluriformes; Bagridae. Gene Ontology annotation, molecular function: endopolyphosphatase activity; diphosphoinositol-polyphosphate diphosphatase activity; bis(5'-adenosyl)-hexaphosphatase activity. The transcript is spliced from 5 exons. The coding region runs from base 406 to 927 and encodes 173 amino acids.